Molecule: messenger RNA, 4224 nt
Organism: Abrus precatorius (Indian licorice)
Lineage: Eukaryota; Viridiplantae; Streptophyta; Magnoliopsida; Fabales; Fabaceae
Product: phospholipid-transporting ATPase 1-like
Exons: 7
Coding region: 300-3965 (1221 amino acids)
Biological process (GO): phospholipid translocation
Cellular component (GO): plasma membrane
Molecular function (GO): magnesium ion binding; ATPase-coupled intramembrane lipid carrier activity; ATP hydrolysis activity
Source: RefSeq, a predicted model, not a curated record
AUUCCCGUCGUAGACUCCCUCUUGUUUCUUUGCAACGUCUUUGACCUCAAACCCCUCUCUCAAGCCACCACGCUUCUUCUUCUUCUUCUUCCUCAUCUUCAAGUUCAACACCCAUUUCUUAUAUACCCUUUUCAUUGUUUUUCAGCUACCCUUCUCAAACAACGUGUUAAUAAAACCAACACAUAUAUAUUUGUUGCACAACCACACCAAUUGGUUCCUGUUCUAACUCUGCAGUUCCUCUGGGUUGGUUUUGCUUCUUCAUGCUUUCACAUGUUUUCACUGUUACCAUUUGAUGAAUCAUGGGUUCCAAGAAGCCACAGUUAACACCAACAGAAACAAUUCCCAAUAACAACCAACAAGACCUUCCCACCAUUGUUCUCCCUCAACUGUCAAAAUCUAAGUCAAGUUCCAGCAACCCAGUUCAGAACCCUUUGAUGAUGUUGAACUCAUCUUCAUCCCGCAGAAGUGCCAUGUCCAUUCACUCUUCUGGGAGCUCUGGCAGGAGCAGGAGCAACAACAACUCCUUCCAUGAAGUGACUUUCUCACGCUCAGGAUCCAAACCUGUGAGGUAUGGCUCAAAGGGUGGUGCUGAUUCUGAAGGACUAAGCAUGUCCCAGAAGGAACUAAGAGAUGAAGAUGCAAGGUUGGUGUACAUAAACGACCUUGAGAAGACCAACCAGACUUUUGAGUUUGCUGGAAACUCAAUCCAAACUGGGAAGUACUCAAUCCUCACUUUCAUUCCAAGGAACCUGUUUGAACAGUUCCAUAGAGUUGCUUACAUAUAUUUCCUCAUAAUAGCCAUUCUCAACCAGCUUCCUCAGCUUGCAGUGUUUGGGAGGGGUGUUUCCAUCUUGCCACUGGCCUUUGUCCUUCUUGUUACUGCUGUGAAAGAUGCUUAUGAGGAUUGGAGGAGGCACAAGAGUGAUAAAGUUGAGAACAACAGGUUAGCAUCAGUUUUGGUUAAUGGUAGAUUUGUAGAGAAGAAAUGGAAGGACAUUAGAGUUGGUGAGAUCACCAAAAUCAAUGCAAAUGAAACCAUACCUUGUGAUAUUGUGUUGCUCUCAACUAGUGAUCCAACUGGGGUUGCAUAUGUGCAGACUAUUAAUUUAGAUGGGGAAUCAAAUUUGAAGACUAGAUAUGCAAAACAAGAGACACAUUUGAAUAAGGAGGGGUUUAACUUUAGUGGGUUGAUUAAAUGUGAGAAACCCAAUAGGAACAUAUAUGGAUUUCAGGCUAACAUGGAAGUUGAUGGCAAGAAGUUGUCGCUUGGAUCAUCCAACAUUGUGCUUCGUGGAUGUGAACUCAAGAAUACUACUUGGGCACUUGGUGUUGCUGUGUAUUGUGGCCGUGAGACCAAGGCCAUGCUCAAUAGUUCAGGAGCUCCAUCUAAGAGGAGCAGGUUGGAGACACGCAUGAACUUUGAGAUCAUCAUGCUCUCUUUCUUCCUUGUGGCAUUAUGCACUGUCACGUCAGUUUGUGCUGCUGUGUGGUUGAAGCGCCACAAGGAUGAGUUGAAUCUCUUGCCAUAUUAUAGGAAACUUGACUUCUCAGAAGAAGGGGAAGUGGAAAGCUAUAAGUACUAUGGAUGGGGGUUGGAAAUUUUCUUCACAUUUCUCAUGUCAGUUAUAGUGUUCCAGGUCAUGAUUCCCAUUUCCUUGUACAUUUCCAUGGAGCUUGUGCGUGUUGGUCAGGCUUACUUCAUGAUUGGAGACAACAGAAUGUAUGAUGAGACAACAAAGUCAAGGUUUCAGUGCAGGGCUUUGAACAUUAAUGAAGAUUUGGGGCAAAUUAAGUAUGUUUUCUCAGACAAAACUGGUACACUCACCGAGAACAAGAUGGAGUUUCAAUGUGCCAGCAUAUGGGGGGUUGAUUACAGUUCUACAAAAUCCAGCAUAGAGGAUGAGCAAGUUGAAUAUCCUGUGCAAGUAGAUGGAAAGGUCUUGAGACCAAAGAUGAAGGUGAAGGUUAAUCCAGAGCUUUUGCAAUUAUCAAGAAGUGGAGUUGGGAAUGAGGAGGGAAAACGAAUUCGUGAUUUCUUUCUAGCACUUGCAACCUGCAAUACUAUUGUGCCUCUUAUUGUUGACACACCUGACCCUGAUGUCAAGCUGAUAGAUUACCAAGGGGAAUCACCAGAUGAACAAGCAUUAGCUUAUGCUGCAGCUGCCUAUGGUUUUAUGCUUAUAGAACGAACCUCGGGCCAUAUAGUCAUUGAUACUCAUGGAGAAAGACAAAAGUUCAAUGUCUUGGGUUUGCAUGAAUUUGACAGUGACCGAAAGAGGAUGUCAGUUAUCUUGGGGUACCCUGACAAUUCUGUGAAAGUUUUUGUCAAAGGAGCAGACACAUCCAUGCUUAGUGUGAUAAAAAAAUCAUUUAACAUGGACCUAGUAAAAGCCACUGAAACCCAUCUUCACUCUUUUUCUUCCAUGGGUUUGAGGACACUUGUUAUUGGGAUGAGAGAGUUGAAUGCUCCAGAAUUUGAGCAAUGGCAUGCAGCCUUUGAGGCUGCGAGCACUGCUGUGUUUGGCAGGGCUGCUAUGCUCCGUAAAGUUUCUAGCAUUGUAGAGAACAAUCUCACCGUAUUGGGAGCAUCUGCCAUUGAAGAUAAACUGCAACAAGGUGUGCCUGAAGCCAUUGAAUCUCUAAGGAGUGCAGGCAUCAAAGUGUGGGUUUUGACUGGGGACAAACAAGAAACUGCCAUAUCCAUUGGCUACUCCUCAAAGCUCCUAACAAGCCACAUGACUCAAAUUGUAAUUAAUAGCAACAAUAGAGAGUCAUGUAGAAAGAGUUUGCAAGAUGCCCUUGUCAUGGCUAAAAAGCUCGUGUCCACAUCUGGGGUUACCAACAAUGCUGGAGGAAGUUCUGAUGCACCUACAACUCCAAUAGCCUUGAUCAUUGAUGGUACCAGCCUUGUGCAUAUUCUUGACAGUGAGCUUGAAGCACAGCUAUUUCAACUAGCAAGUGAAUGUUCUGUUGUUCUAUGCUGUCGAGUUGCUCCACUGCAAAAGGCUGGGAUUGUUGCCCUAGUGAAGAAUAGGACAUCUGACAUGACGCUAGCCAUUGGAGAUGGUGCUAAUGAUGUCUCAAUGAUCCAAAUGGCUGAUGUUGGAGUUGGCAUCAGUGGACAAGAGGGUCGACAAGCUGUAAUGGCAUCAGAUUUUGCAAUGGGGCAGUUUAGAUUUUUAGUUCCUCUCUUAUUAAUACAUGGGCACUGGAAUUACCAACGGCUGGGGUACAUGAUACUAUACAAUUUUUACAGAAAUGCUGUCCUUGUUCUUGUACUAUUUUGGUAUGUCCUCUACACUGCCUUCACUUUGACAACUGCUAUAAAUGAAUGGAGCACCACACUGUAUUCAAUAGUUUACAGUUCAUUGCCAACUAUUAUUGUUGGCAUUCUGGAUAAGGAUCUUGGUAAAAGGACUCUCCUAAAGUAUCCUCAGCUUUAUGGAGCUGGACAGAGACAUGAGGCCUACGACAAAAAGUUAUUUGUGUUGACAAUGUUAGAUACUUUGUGGCAAAGCAUGGUUGUCUUCUGGGCCCCCCUCUUUGCAUAUUGGAGCAGCACUGUUGAUGUGGCCGGCAUAGGAGACCUUUGGACUUUUGGAGUUGUUAUUUUGGUUAAUUUACACUUGGCCAUGGAUGUCAUAAGGUGGUAUUGGAUGACUCAUGUUGCCAUUUGGGGCUCCAUUGUUGCAACUUUCGUUAGUGUCAUGAUCAUUGAUGCUAUUCCCUCACUUCCUGGCUACUGGGCCUUCUUUCAUGCUGCAGGAACUGGAUUGUUCUGGUUAUUGCUGCUCGGAAUCGUGAUAGCCGCAUUGCUUCCUCGUUUGGUUGUAAAAUUUGUUCAUCAAUAUUAUUUUCCUAAUGAUAUUCAAAUUUGUAGAGAAGCUGAGAAAGUUGGGUAUGAGAGACUUGUUGAAAGUGGACAGAUAGAAAUGCUUCCCAUCUCGAAUAAUCUACCAAGAUGAGAGAAGUGAUCAUCUUCCCUUUUUGUUUAUUUUGCUUCCUUUUCUAUUGUAAAGUUGCACAUUCUUUAGGCUACUUCAGAGUAUUUCUGUGUGUUGCCGGGGUUUCAUUGGUUGCUAUCCGAAGGAUAGAGAGGUUUUGUUAUCACUGCAGAGGUUUUAUUGUAUCUUCAUUCUUUUGUAUCAUAAAUUUAGCGUGUAAAUUAAUCUUGAUUACAGCAGAAAAGAAAUAGUUGAUUGCAUGUUACAUAUAAUCUUUUAC